AUGAUGGAGCGCGCGGGGGCCGGCUUGGGGUUCAGCAAGCUCAGGCACAUGCUUGUCGAUGAUGGUAAGCUGCUGCUUACUGCCUUCAUGUUCGGCCUGGUGAUCUGGACCAUCAUGAGCUGCCUCUAUUACCUGUCCAACAGAACCAGCACAAAUGAGUUAGCCGUGUGGGAAGUAGCUCGGUACGAAGACAGAAGCGAAUGUCAAAAGGAAGACGGCUCGGACGACAAGGAUUGCGAAGGGAAAAUCAUGGGCUGGAAAAAGUUCGAGUCCAUACCGUCCACGAUGUGGUACGUCCUCAUAAACUUGUGCAAGGAACACCCACUGGCCGAUGCGCACGUCGAUUUCUGGCAGCGCCUUUGGUGCAUCAUCGUGUGUAUUUUCGCGAUGCCGCUAUUCGCGCUGCCCACGAGUGUUCUGCAGUAUGCGUUGCUGAAGCAGAGGUCCACAGACGACGACCCGAGUCGCUUUAGCUCAUCCGUGGAUCUCGAUGUUUCCUUCUUCGGCCUCCAGCCCGUUUAUGGCGGUCUGGUAGCAGGCUCCCUAAGCUUCUUCUCGAUAGUGAGCUGGUUCUUUUACACUGCCCGCGGAACAAACCACGACUCUUUCUUUCUCAUCCCGGUCCACAUCGGGUCCACGGCCCUAGCAUGUGUGGAUGGAGUAGUCGCUUUCAUCUUCAUGUUGGAGUGGGCGGACCAUCUGCGCAGACAUGGGCGCGCGUAUGUCGUAACGCUGCACGCUUGCAUUGACCUGUUUGCGUGGUUGUCCGCCAUCCCGCACAUCUGCCUCUUCGUCUCAGGCUCGACCCCGGUGAGCGACUGGAUACUGGCACUCUGCUUAAUUCGCGUCUUCAAGACGGAGCGCUAUCUACACAGCUUCCGCGACCUCAGGCAGGUCGCCUACGAGAGCAGGGGCAUUCUGGUUGCGGCCCUCUUCUUCUCCGCCUUCGUGUGGAUGGCGUACUCGCAUGGGUUGUACGUCACCGAGCGCUAUCAGUAUGAUACGGAAAUGGUGGAGUCAUAUGGGUCUUUGAUGCGUUCGCCUUGGGCAGAGGUCAUUAACCUGCACGGAGAGUGGCCUUGGGCAGACUAUUCCAUCCCGGGCAAGGGCAUAGCGACAGGCGCCUGCCUCUUCAGCAUCAUGCUCUUUUGCAUUCCGAUUUCCAUCAUCGGCCAGGGGAUGCUCCGCAAGAUGAUCGAAGGACACGACGCCAACGACAACGCCGAUUUCGACCGUCGUUGUUGGCAGGCGCACUGGCAGCCGCAGACCGCCGGGCUCCAGCGGCAGCUUUACGACUUGUUCUUCGAGCAGGUGCACCUGCCAGAAGGCAGCCGCCCGUCCGUUCCGUUCCGCCUGGCCCGGGCCUUGAGCUUCGUUGCCGUUGCGGCGUCGACGUUCAUCGUGUGCGUGAACACGGUGGACGAGAGCGAGUUCGGCGGCCAGUUUGGCACUAUAUUCUGGGCAUGCUACGCGGUGGACUGGUUAAUCAUCGGCUUCUUCAUUGCAGAGUUUGCUGCAAGAACAGUGGCACUUGGGUGGCGCCACCCAGCAUCAAUAUUUGGGAUGCUCCAGCUGUUUUCGCUCUUCGCUGAGUUGUGGACCCUCAAGCCGAGCCUCCGUAAAGAAGCAUUUCAUCCAGAGUACGGCAACGGGGCACUCUUGGAGGACAUAAUCGUCCCGAUGAGGUUGUUGCGUCUCUUCACUUUGGAACAGUACAUCUUCUCGUUCCAUACACUGAAGAACGUCUUGUACCUCAACCGGAAGAUGCUCGCUCGCAGCGGAAGCGUGAUGGUCUCAACGUGGUUCUGCCACGCUACGAUUCUGUAUCUGUUCGAGCACGAUUUCACGGGCGAUAAACUGCAGGACUUCCGGGACGAGAUCAAUGAGUGCUUCGAGAAGGAGGAGUCGAAGUGCAAGUGGCAGACAUUGGAUACGUGCGAGGAUAAGGACGCAGUUGAAGAGUGUAAUGGAGACCUUCCGAUGUUCAUGCGCUAUGUCAGCGUCCUGCGAGGUUUGCAAUACAGCAUUGUGCACCUUUUUGGGGACUACCCUGAGACAGACUACACGUUUUAUGCCAAGGUUAUCCACUUCAUGGGCAUCAUGUUUGGGAUCGCGAUCAUCGCGUCGUUCAUCGGGACUUUCACUGGCGGUGUAACUAGCUACAUUAGAGAAGAGCGGCACGCGAAAAUGACUCAGCUCAAGCAAAAGCAGGUAAUGGCGAGCAUCAAGGUCGCGAGGGCCAUCCAGCGGAACUACCGAGCGAAGAAGAAGGCGGGGCUGUUGGGCGAGUCGCCACGCGUGCCUCUUCCGAAAAUCGUCCUCGUCUCUCGGGACAUUCGGGCUCGGCGUUCGGCAAGCACGUCCGCUCAUUUUUUGCUGCUAUUCUGGUCAUCGACCUCCUGA
Prorocentrum cordatum is the source of this 2403-nucleotide messenger RNA. The record is from the annotation of a GenBank genome assembly. NCBI's taxonomy places the organism in Eukaryota, Dinophyceae, Prorocentrales, Prorocentraceae.